UUACGUUGUACGGAGAGUGGAUCAUCAGAUCAGAGUUUUGGACAGUUCGUCGUAUCUUUAGUUUCCUUGCUUAGUUUUUUAGCUUCUUUAUAUUAAAAACUCAAAAUGGCUUUUCUCUGUCCUAUGAGAAUUCCACGAAGAAGAAGAAAAAAGAAAGAUGGCGAAAAUUUAGCCAAGAAUGGAGCUCCAAAAGGACGAAUUACUGGUGCAAARAGUACUGAUUCUUUAAUGAAAAUUACUGACGGCGACGAUGUGGAAGACAGRGAUUUUGAACCAAGGAGAAUGUUUGUACUGCACGACUUCAUUCCGUGUGUUGAAGACGAAACACCGGUCAAACGCAAUGAGCAAGUGAAAGCUUUAUACCAAGAAAAUGAUUGGAUUUACGUCGUUAAAGGUGACGGUAGAGAAGGUUUUAUCCCCUUCACAUAUUGUAUUUCAGAGGAAGAAUAUGAAAAGCGUAAAGAAAAAGCUAAAGCUACUUCCACGAACAAGAAAAAUACCUCCCUUCCUAGUCACUUGAAUGUCACGCUUCAGGAUCUUGCACCGUCAGAGUUUUAUAAACAAAACUAUGGGGAGUUUGUGGUWAAAUUUGACUUUGAUGCGAUAGAUGAYGACGAUAUUUCUGUCCGAAAAGGCGAAAUUGUUGUUGUUCUAAACAGGGAUGACCGAGAUUGGCUCUGGGUGAGAAAGAUGAGCAACCGKGAAGGAUUUGUUCCAAAGGAUUUCGUCACCAAACUCGAGCAAAUCGCAUCGAGAAAUCUGGCAGAAACUGGUCUGAGGUCAAGGUCAAGCCCYAAUAUWGCAAUGGACAAUCAACGCACUCCCCCUCAUCCCACAUCUAUUAUACCAGCACCAACCACAUUUCAACUUUCUCAAGAAAAAGAAAAGAGAAGAUCUUAUCAKGAAAUGAACAAUAAUGUUAUUGCUUCUGCAAAAGCRGCAAAUAAUCCAAUUUACAAAUCACCKACGAGGCCGUCYACUGUAAUUUAUGCUAAUCAGUUGCCAAUAGAUUCUUCACCUCGCYUGACAUCACCAAGCAAUGCAAGYGUUAUACCUCUUUCUAGUACCUUGAGUUAUAGCCCUAAUAAGACUAUAAGCCCUCAACCCAGUACGCCAAUACUACCUAUGUCCUCGAUGUCUGAUAUGGAAUCAGCUUUACCUMCUAGUCUAUCCCAGGUUGCUCUAACAAGCACACUUAGGAAUUCCUUUCAAACAAAUGAAAUUCAAGUUCAUCAKAGUCAAAAUCAGAAACAACCAAUAUCUGCAGGUAGUCGGGAGCAUGUUCAAAGUUCAAAAGGUCGCAUAUCAAUGUUAUCACAAAAGAAAAACCUUCAAAUGUCACAACUUGGUGGGACCCUUGCUUCAAAAUCUUACUCGUCCAUGACUAAGAAAGAACAAGUUAAAUUCUCUCCUGUAGUUAUAGAAUGUAAACCACAGACACUUCUUUCUAGUCCAGUCAGAUCUGGUCUACGCAAAAACAGUAAUGAUCUCCUUCUUAAUGGACAAGAACUUGUUUGCACAGAUACUUAUAUCGCACAAAAAGGAGAUGAAAUGACGGUAUAUAAGGGAGAUUGGAUUUAUGCUGACAUGAAGAAUAGAGACUACAGGGGUUGGAUAUGGGCCUAUUCGCCUUCGUCAAAYAACCAAGGCUUUGUGCCGAAGUAUUGUUUAAGGCCACCAGCAACUACACCCCUGUAAAACUAACAAACUAAUGGAAAAAAAGAAAGUUCUGGGUGGAUCUGGGUUGACUGGGAAUGGGAUGGAUSCUUCUUUCCCCUCCCCCAAUUCUGGGACCUAAUUGUACUUUUAACACUUUAUGUUGUUUCAAGUCUCCAUCGCAUAUUGUAGUGUACAAUCUCUCCUCAGAACAUACCAGCACACUCCCUAAAGAAAAUACUGGAUCUGCCCAUUUGGGAAAGGGUACUAAGGGCAAAGAAUGGGAGUGAGUUUAUAUAGCACUCUCCAUGACUUUGUUGACCUCUGCACCUUUUUGUGGCUAUAAUUAUUUAUAUCAUGUGACCAAACCACUAAGAAAGAUAAUUGUUAUUGUGGCUAAAAUGUCUCUAAGUAUGUUUUAUAGAUUUUAUAUAUAUGGUAACUUUAUA
Messenger RNA from Exaiptasia diaphana, 2105 nucleotides. Its product is annotated as SH3 domain-containing protein Dlish. Lineage: Eukaryota; Metazoa; Cnidaria; Anthozoa; Actiniaria; Aiptasiidae. Gene Ontology annotation, molecular function: protein binding. The record is from RefSeq and is a predicted model, not a curated record. Bases 106 to 1698 code for a protein of 530 amino acids. The transcript is spliced from 3 exons.